Messenger RNA from Sinocyclocheilus rhinocerous, 5996 nucleotides. RefSeq names its product neuron navigator 1-like. The record is from RefSeq and is a predicted model, not a curated record. The transcript is spliced from 30 exons. Gene Ontology annotation, biological process: nervous system development; neuron migration; microtubule bundle formation. Bases 362 to 5818 code for a protein of 1818 amino acids. Gene Ontology annotation, molecular function: ATP hydrolysis activity. Lineage: Eukaryota; Metazoa; Chordata; Actinopteri; Cypriniformes; Cyprinidae. Gene Ontology annotation, cellular component: axon initial segment; microtubule cytoskeleton.
AAGGGGGGAGGGACUGUUGUUGCGUGCAGCACUGCUGUCAUUUGGCUGCUGCACGGCUCAGCGGCAAGACGGCCUGGUGAAGGGAGGAGAGAAAACGAGGGAGUGAGAGAAAGAGGAGAGAGAAAAGGAGAACCAGGGCGGCAGCUGCUGCAGCCUGACAGGAAGGAACAGGAAAAAAUAAAGGGUGCACGGAAUUAGCAUUUUCUUCCCGUGCAAGAGAGAAAGAGCCGCACAUUCGUCCUCUCCUCCAUGCUCUCACUCUUCUCUCAUCCGGCCCUAAAUGCUCUCCGGUAGAGGAAGACGCUUGGGGGUCGAAUAAAAGACAGGCAGAACAAGGGGGACGUCAAGGGAAGGUGCAGGCAUGGCUGCCAAGAGGGGCAAGUCCGGCGUGCCACAAAGCGUGCCACGGAGCGAGCUGAAGGUGUACCGUGUGGGCAGCACGGAGGGGCGCAUCCCGGUGCCAUCCAACCUUCGCAAACAGAGGUCCCUGACCAACCUGGCCGUGCUGACAGACGCCGAGAAGAAGAUGCAACUCUAUGAGCCCAAAUGGUGCGACGACAUGAGCAAAGCUGCCUCGGGACACCUGAAGAUGGGCAAGCCCAAACCGGCGGCCGGCGGAGGGGCGGGGGGCUCCCAACUCUCUCGAAACCUGUCCAAAUCUGACCACUCCCUCUUCCAGGGCAAACCCAAGAUGUUCACCCUGCUCGCGGCACCUGGCGCCUUGGGAAAAGGCCAAAGUCGGAUCCCUCGAGGCCCUUACGCGGAAGUAAAACCUUUGAGCAAGACGUCCGAUGACUGCAAGUCCGACGACGAUAUCCUGUCCAGCAAAGCCAAAGCCAGCGGGAAGAAACCGGCGGCUGGGAGCUCCAGAGACCCAGAGGCUAAAGGUCAAGGUGAGGAAGGUGGCGAUAAACCCUUCCUCAAGGUGGACCCAGAGCUGGUGGUCACCGUUCUUGGUGACCUGGAGCAGUUGCUCUUCAGUCAGAUACUCGAUCCCGAGUCUCAAAGGAAACGGACGGUUCAGAAUGUCCUGGAUCUCAGACAGAACCUGGAGGAAACCAUGUCCAGCCUGCGAGGGACUCAGCUCAGCCAGAGUUGUCUGGACAGCAGCGUCUGCUACGACAGCGAUGAAACCAACGCUCGUAGCAUCUCCAGCCUCUCCAACCGCUCCUCUCCUCUCUCCUGGCGCCACGGACAGUCCAGUCCUCGUCUGCAAGCCGGCGACGCUCCUUCCUCAACGGGCAGCAGCUAUGUGUCGGGCAGCAAGGCCUCGUCUCAGUACACCUCUCACACCAUGCCUGCCCGCUGCUCCAGCCGCCUCAGCCACACGUCACGCAGCGAGUUCAUCGAAGCCCUAGACGCCGGAGACAGCGACCUCAAGUCUGGUUACCUGAGUGAUACUGAUGUACUUUGCAAGAGCCUUAAUGACGAUGACGACGAUGACGACAAUCUGGCCAAUGGUUGGGACGAGAGCAGCUCCAUCAGCAGCGGUUUGAGUGAUGGUUCAGAGGAACUCAAUGCCAGCUCGUCUCUCAACUCCCUGCCCAGCACACCUGUCGGCUCGCGACGCAUUUCCUCCGUCAUGUUGCGGACGGAUGCAGAGAAGCGCUCUCUGGUGGAGAGUGGGCUGGCGUGGUACAGCGAGGACAGCAAGUCCUUACGGACAGCUGAUGGAGUUUAUGACACAGGCAGCCUAAAAUCAGAGCCUUCCAGCAAGUGGAGGAAAACUCGGCUGCCGGAUGGUUUUGCGCAGGACAAGACAGGGAAAGGAGAACUGAAGAAACCUCAGAGUCUAGGACAACCUGGGAGCUUCAAAAAGGGCCGCAAUCCUCCUGUGGGCGUCACCUCUCCUAUCACACACACUUCACAAAGUGUGCUAAAAGUUGCAGUUUCUAAAGGAGACACUAAGGCAGUUGACAAGGUGAAAAUGUCCGUCAAGGCAUCGAGUCUCCAGCGUUCCCGCUCCGACGCGGGCCGGGACAACGAGCAACGCAAGCCUCCCUCAGGUCUGGUCAAACCCUCCGCCGGAGCCUCCUUCGGUUACAAGAAACCUCCGACCACCGGAACCGGCACCGUCCUGACAGCAGGAGGCGCCACUAUCACCAGCGGCUCGGCCACUGUGGGCAAGACCCCCAAGUCCUCGGGCAUCCCCAUCAAACCCGUCCCAGGCGGAGGUGGACGCAAAAACAGCCUGGACGCCAGCGGCUCCGAACAGGGUUUCCUGGCGCCCAACGCUCGCGGGAGCAUUCAGUAUCGCAGUCUGCCGCGGCCUGCCAAAUCCAGCACUAUGAGCUUGACCGGACGCCCUUCCUCUCGCCCUGUUAGCGGCAGCAUCGACGUCUGUCUCCUCACCCUCAAACCCGUACCGCCUCUGUCCAACACCAUGCCCACCAGAGGAAGAGAUGGAGGCGGCUUGAAAGCGGCUAGUCGCCCGAGCACCACCGGACCCGUCAACCAAACGGACCGAGAGAAGGAGAAGGAGAGGGCCAAGGCCAAAGCCGACCUGGAGAUCAGCUGUCUGAAGGCCGAGAACCAGAGCGACAGCUGUGCAGAGACUGUGGAGAAGAUCCACCGAGUGCGGAGGACGAGCACGAGUAAAUACCCAGAACUGUGCUCUCCGACCAGCAUGCCAAGAUUGUUGAGCAGUAAGUCUCUAGUUCAUCCUCCCAGCCUGGCUCACCUAGACAAGCUCAACUCCAACAGUCUGGACUCCUGUAUCACCAUCCAUGACCUUCCUCCAAAGAUCCCUCCCUACUCCAAGCUGCAGGACCUGGCGUGCUCCCGCGUGUCCCCUCGACUCACCCCGAGCCCCGCGCCGGUGCUCCACAUCGACUCUCCCAGCUGUUUCUCAGGCCAGGCGCUGUCGGUCAGCAGCUCCCCCAUCCUCUACCCCAAGAUGUCCGGCCUGCACCGCAGCAUGGAGUCGCUGCCGCUUCACAUGAGCGUCCCCACCAAACCGGAUCUGGGAGAGCGGGACGAAGCCAGGAGUACUGGGACGUGGGGCGCAGGCAGCCGGACGUCCAUCACUUUGGGCAACAGUUUACAAACUGAUAGGAACACCUUUCCCAAGAAAGGAUUAAGUCGCUAUGGCAGCGGCCAAUCAGAGGGAGAAGUGAGGGAACGUCGUCAUUCCCACACGAUCACAAGCAUGACGGAUUCGGAGAGCCCACCGCAGCUGCCCUCGCCGACACACGUGACGCAGCCCUUCCUGGGAAAAACACCGCCGACCAACGUGGUGGCACCAAUCCCGAGUUCAGGCUCCGGUUCCCAGAUCACACGCUCCAACAGCAUCCCGGCGAAUGACAUGGGCUACGAGCUGUACGGCACAUCUCCUCUGGGCAGCUCUCUGUCUCUGGCCGACCGACCAAAGAGCAUGAUGAGAUCCGGAUCCUUCAGAGAGCCGAGUGAAGACGUUCAUGGAUCUGUGCUGUCUCUGGCCUCAAAUGCCUCAUCCAACUAUUCGUCGACUGAAGAGAGAAUGCAAGGAGAGCAAAUCCGGAUACUGAGGCGUGAGCUGGAGUCAUCUCACGAUAAAGUGACCAGUCUGACCAACCAACUCUCAGCAAAUGCUAACCUGGUGGCGGCGUUUGAGCAGAGUCUGGCCCUCAUGACGGCGCGCCUGCAGAGUCUGUCAGUCACUUCUGAGCAGAAGGAUUCUGAGCUGCUGGACAUGAGGGAAACCAUAGAAGUCCUAAAGGUCAAGAACACAGAAGCCCAGUCCAUCAUUCAAGGGGCCCUCAAUGUCCCCGAAACCACACCCAGAGAGCUGCAGAUCGACCGGCAGAACUCGUCAGAGAGCAUCUCCAGUCUGAACAGCAUCACCAGUCACUCCAGCGCCGGCAGCCUGAAGGAACAGGAGGCCAAGAAGAAGAAGAAGAAGAGCUGGGUCUAUGAGCUGAGGAGCUCCUUCAACAAGGCCUUCAGUAAAAAGGGAUCCAAAGCACCAUACGCAGAUAUAGAGGAGAUCGCAACGCCGGUCACAUCCGCCCCAUCUUCACCCAAAAUCCAACAUCAUGUGGAUAACGCCUCCGCAAAGGCCUCGACUUCAACAUCGGGAUCGUGCGAGGGCCGUGAGGACACUGAGCACGAAGAGAAAGGGGUGUCAGAGUUACGCUCGGAACUGUGGGAGAAAGAGCGCAAGCUGACGGACAUCCGUUUGGAGGCGCUGAGCUCCGCCCAUCAGCUGGAGCAGCUGCAGGAGGCCAUGACCAACAUGCAGAUGACGGUGGAAAACCUGAAGGCGGAGAAUGACCAGCUGAAGACGAGCGGCCCCUCCUCCAGACCGCCGAGCUCCACCUCCCAGUCCUCUGGGCUCGGUUCAUUGGGCGUCUCAUCACCACGGCAAUCGGUGUCAUCUUUCAGCAAAACCGGCAUGGGACAAAAUGAGCCUUACCCAGAUGUCUUUCAAAGCCCCACCACGACAUUGCAGAAGGACGAAAGUCUCGUCAGAGUGUUGGUUCGCAUACCCAAUCAGCACCUAUUCAAAGACGAGGUGAAACAGCUGGAGUUUUUCAUUGGUACGGUUAAAAUCAGCGGACGGACCGAGUGGUUUUCUCUGGACUCUGUAGUUAUCCAGGCUUUUAAAGAGUAUUUAGCGGUGUUGGAGCCCGGCUCCAGUCUCGGUCUCUCUCAGGACUCCAUCUACAGCUACAGCUUAAGCCAUGUGAAGAGGGUUCUGGGAGCGCAGCCGCCCGAGACGCCUCCUGUGCGCCUCUACAGCAAAGGCUCCUCCUGCAUCAGCGUGACACUGAAAGGACUGAAGGAGAAGUGUGUGGACGUUCUGGUGUUUGAGUCGCUCAUCCCCAAGCCCAUGAUGCAGCAUUACAUCAGUCUGCUGCUCAAGCACCGGCGCUUGAUCUUAUCGGGCCCCAGCGGCACAGGGAAGACCUACCUCACCAACCGCCUCGCCGAGUACCUGGUGGAGCGCAGCGCUCGAGAGGUUACACCCGCCAUCACCACCACCUUCAACAUGCACCGCCAGUCCUGCAAGGACCUCCAGCUCUAUCUGGCCAAUCUGGCCAAUCAGAUCGAUCGGGAGAGCAGCACAGCUGAGAUCCCGUUGGUUGUCAUCUUGGAUGAUGUGCAUGAUGCAACAUCCCUCAGUGAACUUGUUAAUGGUGCUUUAACCUGCAAAUAUCAUAAAUGUCCAUAUAUAAUAGGGACAACCAAUCAGCCAGUGAAGAUGACCCCUAACCAUGACCUACACCUCAGCUUCAGGAUGGUGAUGUUUUCCAAUAACGUCGAACCAGCAAACGGAUUCCUGGUACGUUACCUGCACAGAAAGCUAAUGGAGGCUGAAGAUCCCAGGAGUGUGAAGAAUGAAGAUCUGCUGCGGGUGCUGGACUGGGUGCCCGGACUCUGGUACCACCUUCACACCUUCCUGGAGAAACACAGCACCUCUGAUUUCCUCAUUGGUCCCUGCUUCUUCUUGUCCUGUCCAGUAACUGUAGAGGAAUUCCGCACGUGGUUUAUCGAUCUUUGGAAUCACUCAAUCAUCCCGUACCUGCAGGAAGGAGCCAAAGAUGGCCUUAAGGUUCACGGGCAGAAGUCGGUGUGGGAGGAUCCGGUGGAGUGGGUCAGAGGAUCUCUGCCCUGGCCGUCUGCUCAGCAAGACCAGGCCAAACUCUUCCACCUGCCUCCCCCGAGCACAGGCCCCUGCAGCCCCAGCCAGCCAGGAGACGAUCGGCCACAUAAAGAGACGCCGCCCAGCUCCAUCGAGUCAGAUCCACUGAUGGCUAUGCUGUUAAAACUACAAGAGGCUGCCAAUUACAUCGAGUCACCAGAGAAAGAAACCGAUCCAAAACUCCCUCCUCUCUGAACAUCUCCAUCUCUCCUGCCGCCCAUGUCCAGGUCCAAACUCCGUCACCUGCAGAUGACACUGUACUGUUACUAUAAAUGCUGUUAGUGCAUUUCACCCACUCUUUUAUUAUAAUAUUCAUCCCACCUUGUUUAUUUCAGUGGAAUGUCCCUUACAGAAAAGUACUGUGGUAAUACCG